This is a messenger RNA of Pogonomyrmex barbatus (red harvester ant), 1284 nucleotides long. RefSeq names its product Carbonic anhydrase-related protein B (gene CARPB). The record is from RefSeq and is a predicted model, not a curated record. Gene Ontology annotation, biological process: one-carbon metabolic process. Gene Ontology annotation, molecular function: carbonate dehydratase activity; zinc ion binding. NCBI's taxonomy places the organism in Eukaryota, Metazoa, Arthropoda, Insecta, Hymenoptera, Formicidae.
AAGCGGGGGAGACCGUAGGAUUUGCAGUCGGGCAAGCAGUCAGGCGAGCAGCCAGCCAGUCGGCCAACCCCCUCGGAGCACCGAGGAGCACAGGGGUGGCAGUUUUCCACACCUUCAGGGAAAGACAUACAGAAAUGAGAUUUUAUUUCUUCCAACAUUUUCUGUACGUGCUUUUGCCGCUCGUCGCUUUGACGUGCGCCACAGAAGCCAGCAGCCUUCGAGCGAAGCGUUCUGUCUUGAAUGAUAUCGGAAACACAUUGAACAACAUCGGGCAGACAAUCAAGGAUACCGUGAAGCCCGGAAUUGACUCCCUGUUCCACCAACAUUCGACCACCAAACCUGAGAGGAUUUUGUCACCGACCUUGGAACCGGAGUGGAAUGAAACGGAAUCUCGGCAAAUCAUAACUGCUCCUAUCAGAUGCCCGCCUAAUCAUGAAUUAGUUAAAAAUCGAUGCCGAUUGAAAGUUCGUUAACGACCAAAUUCUAUUUUCGAAUUUUCAAAAAAUAUUAGAUAACAUCCACAUUUUCAAUACAUCGGCCAAUCAUUCUUAAAUCUUAAAAUUUUAUGAAAUUCUUUAAAGUUUGUAGAUAACUAUUUCUAUGAAACUAAGAUUUAUCAUAAAUAUAUUAUUUUUUUCACGCAGUUAUGAUUUCAUUACAGUGUUAUCAUUAUAACUAACAACUGGAUACCUAAGGAAAAUUUAAUUAUUUUUAAUAUUAUUUUGAAGUUAUAACUUUUGGUAAUCAAUUAUUAAGACCUUUGUAGCGUAUAAAUACGCUAAAGUUAGUACAUAUAAUAGAAUAAAGUAUGACUAUAUCAUUCAUAUUAUAUUAUUUUAUGAUAUCCUUAUUAUGGCAUGUCAAAAUUGUACAUAAUAACAUAAUUUGAUACAUACAAUUGAUGAUAACAUCAAUAUCAAUUAACAUGCUCAAGUAAAUAUGUGUUCUUUAUAAAAUAAUCACAUAUCUGUUGCCAAACUUAUAAUGCACAAUUUCAUUAACGGUUUCGUUAACAUUUCAUAAUAUCAAGAAAUCAUUAUAUUCAUAUCACUGUUAUAUCAAGAAAAUUAUCAUGUUGACAUUGGACUAGAAUAAUAAUAUAAUGUUUAUAAUUAUAUAUUUUAUAAACGCGAGAUAAAAAAUAUUAUUCACUGAUACACUUUAACAAAAAUAUAAUUGAUUCUUUUCAACUAUUAAUGGAAUAAAAUGAUACCUACUGUUUAAUGUGCUAUUGUAUACUUAAGUCCCAGGACUUAAUUUAUUUUUAAAUAUAUUUAUUGUCAC